GCAUUUGUCGUUUCUGUAACACUGAAAGAGCUUGAAGAUGAACAUUCUUUCAGUUUCUUUAGCUAUUCUUAUUUUGUCUACGAUCACCUCUUCCUAUAGAGUGAGGAGGGCGAUUGGCGGCAAAGAAUUAGAUUUAACUGAAUGGCCAUGGUUAGCUUCCGUUAAGGUUUUCGAACCUACUUAUUACGUCUUAAAAUUUAUUCCUAUUGGAGUAUGGCAUCAUUGCAGUGCAACCUUAAUUAGUAAGCAAUGGGUACUAACAGCUGCAGAAUGUGUUGAAAGAGACGGAGAAAUAAUGAAAGCAAACCAUAUUCAUAUUCGAUUGGGAGAUGGACAAAGAGAAAAGAGUUUUAUGGAAAGGUUAAAGGGUAAAUUCUGUAAAUACGCUAAAUCUCUGGGAAUAUGUAAUUAUGAGGACGUUGAAUAUUAUUUACACGUUAAGCGUGUUAUUGUUCAUGAGGGAUAUCAAUUUAAGAAUGUGAAAAGGGAACAUAAUGUAGCCCUACUAUACUUGGAGGACAAUGUUCCAGCUUUCCCUGAUGACAGCGCUCCGCAUAUAAGUAGAGUUCAUCUACAUAACGAAGAUAACAUUUUGUUAAAUAGUGACGAACAGUUUCCGUCCAGUAAUGAUAAAUGUAAAUUUGGUGGCUGGGGUAGAAUAAAUGAGGAAGGAAAGCCUCCGAUCAAUGCUCACCAAGUUGAUAUGCCAAUAAUCAGUGAAGAGAUAUGUAAUAUGAAUGUUGAUCAUGAAAUUCAAAUUUGUGCAGGUUCCGAAAGCGUUGGAAUUCGGCAGUACGACCUAGGCGGUCCUUUAAUUUGUAGGAAGGAUGGCAAGCCUUAUCAAGUUGGAAUCGGUAGUGACUGGAGAAAGGGAAAGGCGUCUAUUUUUACCCGAGUUUCAGCCUAUUACGAUUGGAUCAAAGAGAAUAUUAUAGAGCACGAAGGAUUAGCUUAAAUAUGAAAGUAAAGUAAAUUACCAUAAGAAAGAAUAUUGAACGAGAGAAAAUAUCAAUCGAUUCAAAAACUUUCCUCUGUAUUAGCCUCUUUUUUCAUAUUAUAAAAUAAAGGAAUUAAAGCAUUAAAACAAUUUCAUUUGGUUAGGGGAUUUUCAAGAUUGUAAGAUUAAGAUUAUUAUUUAUUUGUCGGUUAAUCUCAAAGCUAUUCAGUAAUGAAAGGGGAUAAUUAAAAAAAAAUCUUCUAAUUUAUACCCUGUACUGAACCGCUAGAUGGCACGUAAAAAU
Molecule: messenger RNA, 1241 nt
Organism: Dimorphilus gyrociliatus
Lineage: Eukaryota; Metazoa; Annelida; Polychaeta; Dinophilidae
Source: the annotation of a GenBank genome assembly